AUGCCUAGUUCUACGGCAUUUCAGCCCCAGCUGGUCAAUAGCAUCGUUGAUGUGGAUGAUAAAAGAAAGCAGAAGACGGUCCAGAACCGGCUAAACCAGAGAGCCCGCCGUCUUCGCCUACGAGCGGAACGCCAGUUACAAGACAGCCAUCCAUACAAUGUUUCCCGGUGGCGGCUCAACAGCAACGAGUCCGAGCCAACCAAUACCAAAUCAAACGCUUUACAUGUCAUCCAACCUUCCACAAAGAUCCCAAAGGCAUCAAUGUCCCCACAUUUUUCAGGGGUAGAUCCCCCGUCGGCUGCAGGCCUGCCAAUCAGCCCGACGACAUUAGAGCAACACCCUCCAAAUCCGCCGCUAUCAGCCGACAAUUUACUCCACCUAAUCCAAUACAACGUCUUUCGAGGUCUAUACAUCAAUAAACUGACACUAGGUCAGUCUGCAGUUUCAUGGACUCGAGAUAGCCAACCUGCUAGUUUGGACGAGCUGCGUCAUUCGUAUUCAGUUGUUCUCCCCACUGGCCCUGGCAUCCCUGAUGAUCUCAACCCCACCCCGUCGCAGAUGAGCAUCCUGCACUCUAUAUGGUUCAAUUUGCUUCCGUUCCAGGCUAUGCGGGAGAACCUGAUUCGAUGGCAAUUUUCCUUCAACCAUGAUGAAUUUAUUGCUGAUCUUAUUGGCGAUGCAUGUACUGAUCUGCUCGAUGUCCUCGGCUCUCAGUCUGUUUGCUUGGGUAUUGAGCCGGAGAUCAGAGGACUUGUUAUUUCAGCGGAGGAUGAUGAAGUCACGGCGGAUCGGAAUGGACUUAUUGUAUGGGGCGAGCCUCACACUGUUGAUAGCUGGGAGGCCACGCCAGGGUUUCUGAAGAAGUGGGCCUGGACAGUGGUGGGAUGUGAAGAAUUGAUAGAAUCGAGUAAUCGGUGGAGAGCAGUAAGAGGAGAAAAGCCGUUGCGGUUCUCUGUCACGUAUAGCCCAGCCGAAUAG
Penicillium atrosanguineum is the source of this 978-nucleotide messenger RNA. RefSeq names its product DUF3425 domain-containing protein. The record is from RefSeq and is a predicted model, not a curated record. The coding region runs from base 1 to 978 and encodes 325 amino acids. The transcript is spliced from 2 exons. NCBI's taxonomy places the organism in Eukaryota, Fungi, Ascomycota, Eurotiomycetes, Eurotiales, Aspergillaceae.